This is a messenger RNA of Arabidopsis arenosa, 720 nucleotides long. NCBI's taxonomy places the organism in Eukaryota, Viridiplantae, Streptophyta, Magnoliopsida, Brassicales, Brassicaceae. The record is from the annotation of a GenBank genome assembly.
AAAUUGAUUUGUGCGAGAAUUUUACAUAAACCCUAGAAAAGUCUUUUGUUUUUUCCGUCUUCUUCAGUUAUGCCGGUAAUGAAUCCAUCAUUGUGUAUUGGUACACAACCAUCGGUGUACCUCGCUCCUCGUGGAGAACAUCAUUUUACGACUAAUGGAAACUCUCAUAGGCGUUCUCCUACAAGUGUUUCUAUGCAACGUCAGCGGUCGAGCCAGAGUAAAUUUCCUUCUCUCCAGGCUGUUGGAACGCGCCCAGUGCAAUCAGUUGUCGUCUCUAAGAAUAAACGAUCUGUCUUUGCGUGUAACUCUGCUCUGAAUUCAAAAUGCAGUCAAGGGCAAACACAGACCGUUACGCGGCAAUCACCAACAAUCACACAAGUUCCUACUCAUGGAAAAGAGAAAUCACCAAAGCUUGAUGACGGUGGAAACGGAUUCCCGCCUCGAGAUGAUGGUGGUGGUGGUGGUGGCGGAGGCGGUGGAGGGAGCUCUUCAGGUGGAUUCUUCCUCUUCGGGUUUCUUUUGUUCAUGGGAUACUUGAAAGAUUUGGAGGGCGAACAUGAAAACAACCAUUAAAGAGGGAAAGAUGAUUCACAACAGACAAAUCUCAAGACAAGUAUUCUCCAAAUGAAAUCGUGUAUCAGAGACAAUAGAUUCUACUAGCAAUAGGCACAGAUCUUAUGUUUUCUCAGUUGGGUUAUGGAAUAAGAUUCUUGUUCCGUG